CUUUGAGCCCGCGGAUUGAUGAAAUCGCUCGACUGUUUGUUACGAUUGCGAUUUGUUGUCAUAUUAGAUAAUUUUUGUUAAAAAUUACUAUAAUUAACCUAGCUCGUUAAGGUAACACCCAUCCCGGCGCCUGGGACGUGCGAGGUCGCGGUCGAAGGAAUUGUGCGGAACGGAACCGUUCGUCGUCGUCGCCGCAAGGAGGACGACCUUACCGAUGCAGUAGAGCACAGCAGCACCAGCUCCAAGAGCAGUGUUCCCCGUUUUGCCAAGCCCAACAAGAAGGUAGUGCUGCUGGUACUGCUGGUGAGCCAAGGAAAAAUCCUGUGCGUGCGUGCACAGAGUCGCGAGGUCCCUCGACGUGUACUAUGACAAUGUCGAGACAGUGCUGCUGCUGACGAAUGCUGACGACCUCCCCUGAAACCCCAAAACCUCAGCUGGGCCAGAUCCUGGAAUCGCCUGGAUGGCUGAAUUUGGCCAGCAAACGUAGUCCCAGCAGCUAGAACGGGGUUGUGCAGAGCAGUGUUGGCAGUGUGAGUUCAAGAUGUGCAUUGUUUGAGAAAGGUCCCGGAUUGGCCAAGUGAAACGGAAUAUUUUUGGGGCGCACGAGAAGAAAAUUCCAUGGGGCGACGAUACCCGUCACUAGUGAAGGCCAGAAUGGUUACAAAUUCCCCGUCCUCCUCAUCCUCCUCCUCCCAAGUGAUGCUGCCAAAGUGAGUGAAUCUCGAGGAAGCUCUACCCCCGGAAAAGAAAAUAAAAAAAAGUCAGAAAACAGUGAAAUUUAGUGUUUCCAAAGUGAGCAGACCCUACCUAGACAUUGUGGAUAUCCAGCAGUUCCCCCCCCACCAAAAAAUUCAACAAAUGCCGACGAUCUAAAUGGCCACCGGCGAAGGAGCACCACCACCAGCAGCACCACGCUAGAGCACCAGGAAGACCAAACCAGCCCGGAACUGAGCUGAGCUAGGUGAAGCCGACCGACCGACCGGAAACGCACCGAGCAAAAUCCGGAAAGAGAGACGUAAUUGCAUUUGAUGAGUUUUAAUGAAUUCGAGCCGAGUCGAGCGAAACGAAGUGCAUCAAGGCAGAAGCAGCCAAAGCAAAAGCAAAGUUGAACGAAGAAAGUGACUGUGCGCGAGCGUUCCGAGUGCAGAUGACGCACGGGGCAGAAGCAGAAUCGUCGUCGUCGACUUCCCGGGAAGAAGCGAACGAGAACGACUCGGUUUGAGAGGGCGAAAUUGUUUCGCAAGUGUCCGUUAGCGAGUGGGGAGAGAGAAAAGUGGAUAAAAAGUGAAAGAAGAAACAGAAGUGAGGGCGCAAAACAAAGGCAUUCGUGGGAGAAACAAAAGAAGCCACAGAGCAAAGCGGGAGCAGCACAGGAAGAACAAAAGGUGAAUCAGAAACUGAAGUGUCUGUGUGAGAGUGUGUAACGCUCAGCGCACACAACGACGACGACGAGUUGACGGGUUUGAUGGGAACUGAACUGCUGCCCUCUUCAGCGACGGGACGUGCCUCCGGAAGGCAACCACGAGUUUACGGUGAAGCGGGAUAGUGUUUGUACCACCACUCCCCUAUAGCGCACACCCCAACAUCACCUGUAAAAUAGUCUCCUCUUGCAUCCUAUUUGUACGCGAUAACGAUUGCAGAUUACCACAAUAACAACAAAUAAUAAAUAAAGUAAAAAAAAUAAAAUAUUGAUACUAGCGCUUCUCGACGAAGAUUUUAGCGUGUUAGUCUAGUUAAUGAGUAUAUUAUCUAAUUCAUGUAAAUGGCUUUAAAUCUCGACGUUUGACGCGUGUGUGUAAGUGUAUGUUAACCACAAGAAAUAAUGCAUAAAAUUAAACCUACAGUUCAAUCACAGUGCACUCGUAAACAGUAAACAAAGGUAGAGAGCUCCUUUCGGUCCUUUCGGUUGAGGGCCCAUCCCCAACAACCUCCAACGACAUCAACGACGACGAAUACAAAGGUAGUGUGUGAGCAGGGUGCGUGUGUGUUAGGCAGAAGGACUAGGGUGUCCGUCAAGUGAAUUUAGACCACACACACGUUUACACACCACGAGCCAAGAACGAUUCUCAAGGACGGCGCCCCCUAAAGGUGCCAAAGGUGCCGCCUUCUUACGGAAGGGGGCUCCGCAGGGGCGCUAGGCUGCCAGCUGCAGGCGAUGCACCGAUUUGCGGAUCGACCGGGUGGACCUGGCCUAAGAUGGGGAGCGUGCUACUCACGGCUGUGUUCAUAGCGUUAAAUUUUGCUACCGGCCUGGCCAACCCAGAUUCGAAGCGUUUGUAUGACGACCUGCUGAGCAACUACAACCGACUGAUACGGCCCGUGGGCAACAACUCCGAUCGACUAACGGUGAAAAUGGGACUGCGACUGUCACAGCUCAUCGACGUGAACCUUAAAAAUCAAAUCAUGACGACUAACGUGUGGGUAGAACAGGAAUGGAACGACUACAAGCUGAAAUGGAAUCCGGAUGACUACGGCGGAGUGGACAUGCUCCACGUGCCAUCGGAACACAUUUGGCUGCCAGAUAUUGUGCUGUAUAAUAAUGCGGACGGUAACUACGAGGUGACAAUAAUGACAAAAGCAAUUUUACAUCAUACGGGUAAAGUAGUAUGGAAACCACCUGCCAUUUAUAAAUCAUUUUGUGAGAUCGAUGUUGAGUACUUUCCGUUUGACGAGCAAACGUGCUUCAUGAAGUUCGGAUCCUGGACGUACGACGGCUACAUGGUGGAUUUACGCCAUCUCCAGCAGACGCCAGACUCGGACAACAUCGCCGUCGGCAUCGAUCUGCAGGAUUACUAUAUAUCAGUUGAAUGGGACAUUAUGAAGGUGCCUGCCGUUAGAAAUGAAAAAUUUUAUAGUUGUUGUGAAGAACCAUAUCCGGAUAUUAUCUUUAAUAUAACGUUAAGACGAAAGACACUUUUCUACACCGUGAACUUGAUCAUACCUUGUGUUGGGAUAUCGUUUCUCUCCGUGCUAGUGUUUUAUUUGCCCAGUGACUCCGGCGAAAAGAUAUCAUUAUGUAUAAGUAUAUUGCUGUCACUCACUGUGUUUUUUCUACUGCUGGCUGAAAUCAUUCCACCAACGUCACUAACGGUUCCACUGCUAGGCAAAUACUUAUUAUUCACGAUGAUGCUAGUCACAUUGUCCGUAGUUGUUACCAUCGCCGUACUGAACGUUAAUUUUAGGUCACCCGUUACGCACAAAAUGGCACCAUGGGUGCAUCGAGUUUUUAUAGAUCUAUUACCUAGGGUGUUAUGCAUACAGAGGCCAAAGAAAGACGACGAACCAUCCGAGAACGAGGAACUGCCGCCGGAGGUCCUUACGGACGUGUUCCAGGUGCCGCCGGACGUGGAAAAGUACGUCGGCUACUGCGGGAAGCAGUACAGCACGGAUUUCGACAUUCCUGCACUGCCACCGUCACGUUUCGACGUGGCCGCAUCGGGCGGGGUGGGGCCAUGUUUUGGCGAGCCCCCGCUACCAGCACUGCCAUUACCGGGCGGGGACGACGACCUGUUCAGUCCGACCGGCAACGGGGACAUGAGUCCGAACUGCUGCGGCGACCUCAGCCCGACGUUCGAGAAGCCGAUGCUGCGCGAGAUGGAGAAAACGAUAGAGGCGUCGCGGUUCGUUGCUCAACACGUUAGAAAUAAGGACAAAUUCGAGAGUAUAGAAGAAGACUGGAAAUACGUAGCACUCGUCCUAGAUCGUCUGUUCCUGUGGAUCUUCACGAUAGCGUGCGUGGUGGGCACCUGUCUGAUCAUCCUGCAGGCGCCCAGCCUGUACGACAACACCCAACCGAUCGACGCGAUGUACUCCAAGAUCGCCAAGAAGAAGAUGGAGCUGCUCAAAAUGGGCAGCGAGAACGUAUAGCAUCCGCCUGGGUUCGCAUCCGCCGUUUGGAAGUAUAUUCUGAACUGGAUGCGAACCCUGGUCAACGAGGACGACCACUAGGCAAAAAACGAAAAGAUCCUCACCACAAACACACUCACCGUAGUGUCCCAAAAUCCGAAGAAAACGAAACGAAACAAACGAACAAAACGAACGAACGAACGAAACAUCACAACACACAAACACUUACUAGUAGAAGAAAGAAACAAAUCUCACACAAUCUCACAAUGCUCACAGAGAGAACAACAAUAGACAACCAAAGUAAUGCCAAAGUUACUCCACACACCCACACAUGCACGUGUCCCGGAGUUGCAUCGAACACGUGGAUCGUCGUCGUCAGCCGGAACCACGUGAGUCAACGCUGCAUCUGAUUGUUCGUUUAGUGUUUUCUGUUUUGAUUUUGGUUUGCUCGAGAGGAAAGAAUGUCAAUAACAAUCAAAUUAAUGUUAAUACCGUGUAACAAAGUGUAGUUUUUAAUACAGCAGAAAAAGAGCAGAGGAAAAAACGAGGGAAGGGAAAACUUUUUUAUACGACAAACCCGUGCGGAGAAGAAGGUUGAAGGUUCCAGUUUUGUUUUUUCGAGGGCGUGGUAAACGCCCCAAACUGAAACUGAAACGUUGUUGUUGGUGUAAAUAGCGCGGAAAUGAGGGGGGCAUUUGUGGGAGUGAACAAUAAGCAAGGAAGAAAAUACGAGUGCAAUGUGAUUGACGUACUAACAGAGCAAAACCAGAACUUAAAGAACGUAGCGUAAUUUGUUGAUGCAGCAGAAAAAGUUGGAGUAACUUGAUGUAAAUAGUUGAAUUUUGUUGAAGAUAAUCCUAGUGGAAUUUGGUAAGCUAAACAGUAAGAUGAUGCUGGAGAACAACAAAAAAAACUUGAAAUAGUUGAUAUUUUUUUAUAACACAGAUGUGGGAGGGUGAAUUGAAAUGAUAGUUAUUUUUAAGUAAAUAGAAAGCAAAUUAAAAAUAAAAACGUCAUUUAGUUAGCGAUUAAAUUUGCAAACCUUUUUAUACACUCAGAAGCAUAGGAGAAUUGAAGUUUGUUUAUUUACCGCCAGACGCGAAUUGUGACGUUCAUGAGAAUAUAUUUUCAAAAGAGACUUUGUUGUGUUCAAACAAGAUCCCAGUGUGGAAGCAAAAUCUUUCAAAGCUGUUUUGCGAUGCAAAACAAAGAGCAAAAACUACGGCAGCAUCUCAAACACUAUCUUUUUUCGGAAUUGCGAAGCAAAAAAAAAACAAACAAAAAAAAACUAGCAAAAACCGUAUGACAUCUUCCUAACACUCUAAUCGUACAGAUAAAAGUGAGGCAAAAGCGCAGACUUUGAGCAAAGCAAAACUGGCAGCAGCGCGAUAGACAGCAGAGAGAGAAAGAAGGAGGGAGAAGGAGAAAACGAAGGAAGGAGUAAAAGAACAAUCAGCAUGCACCGGUCUGAUAAUGAAGUGUCUUAUCUACAGGAAAUUCUACCAAAAUUCCCAAUAACAUUGAAUGCUAAAAUUACUGCAGCAAAACAAACAAAAAAAAAGAAAAAGGCAAGGAUGCAAAACAAAUCCAGUGAGAGCAACCGAAACGCGUUGGUUUAGUAAAAAUCUUGCAUUUUUUGAAGAGCUCGGCGAAAGCGACUGGCAGUGACAGAAGUAGCCAACUUUCAACAAAUAAAAAGUAAAUCAAACGAAAAACUUCCUAAAAUCACUAGAUAAAAGAGUAAAUAACAGAAAGAAGGCAAAAAAAAUCGUGUAUGCAUUUUAUAUGACACAAUAUUAUUGGAGGAUAAGACAACAUUUUCGUAAACUAUAGGUGUAUAUGUAGUUAGUUUUUAUAUCAUUGAAUGAAUUGAAGUUACAUUAAACGAGAGGCAAGGUGGUAAUAAGCAAGUAUCAACUAGCGCAGUGAAAAAAAUACACGCAGCAGAAACGUAGUUAAUAAAAACAAACAGUGAAUUUACUCGUAUUAACACAAAAGAAAAAAACCUACCCACAAAUUCAUCAACACACACACACACACUCAAACAGAGGAGAAAUCUCAACGACCUUAUAGGACGGUUCGAUGAUUCUAGCAACACAACACACACACAAACAUGAACAAACAAAACAAAUUGUCGCUCACUUCUCGUGUAAAGUCUCUUGCAUAAGUAGGAAGUGGUAACGCGCGGUAAGUUUUUAGUAAACAAAACAAAACACAUGUUUUCCAACAAAAACCAAAAAAAAAGUCAGAAAACACUUUGAUCUUUCGUGAUCGGAGAAUCUACAACAAAGGACAGCAACUUCUCAUAGUUAACAAAAACACUCACACACACACACACACACACACACACACACACACACACACACACACACACACACACAUGUUAGUCCACUUAUAGCUUAAAAAUGAUACUUCGAACUAGACAGCGGUUUUGUUUUGAUGAUUUGUAAAUAUUAAUUGGAUUAGUUUUGUUAACUGUUUCAGCGUUUCAACCCUCUGUUUUAUUUUCCUUAAGAAUUUAAACAAAACAGUUGGAAUUACCACUAAAACACUACCUUUACGUUAUCAAACAAAGGGAUAAACCUGCGAAAUCGAAACAAAACAAAACUGCCCGAAAUGUUAUGGACUUUAUUUGUUUGAACAAACAUUGUUAAAAUUUAUCAAAAGGUAGCAUUGAGUUUGCGAAGCGAAAUGUGAGUUAAUGUUUAGGGAAUUUUUAAAUAAGAUUAAGUUAUCAGGUGUUAAAUUCAAGUGUUAUUCGGUUCAAAGAUCACAAAUUACUCACUCAUCGUUGAACGAAUAUUUGCCGAUUGGAGCCCGCAACUAUUCGAGAGUGAACACGACUCGCUAGCUGCCAGUGUAUUGAUUACUUCACUUAGCGAAACAAAUAUUUCGUGAAUUUCUUUGCCUACUUCGUUCGUCGACCCGAGUCACACACGAAUAUGCUCAGAGAGGAGAGAAUAUAACAAAAUGCCAGCGCGGCGCUCUUUUGACCUGCGCUACCACAGUUUGCCGUCAAUUAUAAUUUGGCUUGGUGGAAAUUGAUGCCAAAUGUGUCUUUGACGUCGUGUAAACAACAAAAUUAUAAAAUAUUGUUGAUAUCAUUGUUAUUUAACUAAUUUCUGUAACGAUCAAAGCAAAGCCGAUCGCAGACUAUUUUGGGUCAGCUUUGAGCGACAAAGCGCAACCGGUUUCUUUGAGCCAUUCGUCGCACUAUCCGAUUGGAGUGAGAGCGAGAGCAAAAGAGAGUUAAAAAAAAACUUCAUCAUCCCGGUACGAGAAUCGAACUCACGACCACUGGAUUGGACAUCGAGCACGCCGCUAGUCGAAACUCAUCCCCUACCGGUCAGGAUUCCCAGUGAGUAGAAUUACUCUUUGAAGAGAUCUGACUUUGCUGAGCCAGACAGGAACCGAACCCGUCGCCUUCCGCUUACAAAUCUUUUUACAUUUUUUUGUUUUAUCAAUAUUGAUAUAAUAUUGAGAAAGUAGUUGUAUUUGGGUUAAUUUUAAAAAGGGAUUUUAAGGUAAAACAUGUCCUUCCCAAAGCAUAUUAAAAAUAUAGCAAAAAUUUGUUGUUAAUAGUUAGGAUUGUAUAUUCAAUGCCUUGAAAACAGAUUUAAAAAAACUUAAAAUUGUGAGCAUACCAACACUUGACAAAACUUAUCUGUUGUAUGAAAUGUUUAGAAGAUCUGGCAACAUUGUCGUGAGAUUUUAACACUCGAUAUUUAUUGAUCAAAAGAUUUUUUCGCCGGAUCAAAAUGGCUUUGGGUAAACUGACUUCAAUUUUAUAUUUUGCUAUGGAAAAUAUAAGAUAUUCUGCAAAUCUGGAAACUCAACCAAGAGAUAAAGAUAUUUCUCGAAAAAAAGUCUUUUAUCAGUGAAAAUUAAGUAAAUCAUUUCCAGUUUCAAGGAGAAAUCUAGAGUUUUAUUUGAAAAGGUUCUAUAAGCUAUGGGAAUACCAAAUAUAUUUAAGAGUAUCGAACCUGACAUUUUCAAAGAGAAUUCAAAAACGGAAUUGAAAAUUUAAAAAAUGAAGAUUUGGCAACACUAUCUCAAGCUGUGGCCACUAAGUGAAAUUUAUUUACUGUUCUGAAGCCAGAUCUCACUUAUCUUAAAGCAAUCUAUGUCCAGAUCCAUUAUCCGAACUAUCGUUGAAAAACGGGCUUCUUAUUGAGUCAAAAAAAAACUGGCAACCCUGUCUCAAGUUAUGACCACUUAAUUUUAUCUAUUGACUUUUUUGAAACCGGAGAAAAACUAUUCCGUUAUAGAUUUUUAUUCAUCAAGAAAUUUGAUUUAUACUUACUAUCAAAAAAAUUCAAAAACUCAAUGCUACUUUAAGCUUAUGAUUUGUUUUCUCUCUUUCACUAAAGUAAAUAAAAUUUUAAAAAACCUUGUUUGCGCGUACAGAAAACUUCAAAAUGACAUUAACCCAUUUUUAUACAAAAAAAAAAUCACUAACAAAAACUGCGAAAAAAUAAACUCUGUACAUAGGAAAACAAAAGAAAUGCAAAGCAAGUAUCAACAUUCAAAGUAACUGUACACUAAAUCACAUUGACGAGUGUUACUUACGUUGGUAAGAAGUUUUUAAUUAUUUUCGUACGAAAAUGCAGAAAAUCUAACCAAAAAAAAAAAAAACGAUGAUUGAAUUACGAAAUCGCGAAGCGUGAUCAAAAAAUCAUUAUAAAAGCCAAGGGGGUAUUUAAACUAACUAAAUGGUUAAAUAGAAUGAAACUAAACUAAAGCCAAACCAUAACGCUACUCAACCGAGACAAACAAACACACACAACAUUUAAAAUGUGCUCAAAGUUAACAUGUACAGAAGACGAAUGAAUUGGUUUGUGUAAACAUAUAGUUAAAAGUAACGACAACAACAACAUUAUCGCAUCUGCCCGCACGAAGCUCGGCUGAGUUUAUUUUUUAAACACUGAGAAAACAAAAAAAAAAAGAGUUGCGAAAUUUACACAUGAACGCAAAAACGAAAGAUUUCAAACUACACAGACACACACCAACACAAACAAAACACUAACACUGCACUUGUUUUGUGUGCCGUGCAAAUUACGCAAUAAUGUCUUGUUGAGUUUGGCCCAUCGUUGGUUUUUUGUUUUCUGUUUUAGCUUAGACAAUCUCAGUAAAGCGUAUUUGGUUUGUUGCAAGUUUUGUGCAUUUUGAUGCAGUCAAAAUUGAAAAAAAGACGAGAGUUUAUAAAGCACAGUAAAAAAAUCAAUUGAUUCGUCCACGAUAUUAAACAAAAACAUUAUAAACAAUAAACGUAAACUUAAUGUGACAGAAAGUGUUAAGGGAAAGGUUAAACGCAUUGUUAAGUCUAUCUUUAAUUAUACCAUUUGUUCGAUAAGUGUGUGUGUGUGAAUUGCAUUAUGGCUCAGUAAGUUAUCGAUAAUAUUUAUCGUCACUAACAGGGUGUUGAUCACCGGUAUUUUCGGAAUUUGUUGAAAUGUGAAAAUCUCCAGUGUGCGGUUGCUUCGACUGUGAACGAACAGUUUAUGAUUUAUUCAUAUGUUAUUAAAAUAAAUAUCCCCCUUCUCCCACUCCUGUCCACCCAAUUUCCCUGUUCCUUUUCAAGCAGUUAAAACAAAAUGGCAGCAAAAAAUGGCGAAAAGCAUCGAUCGAUAAGAGUUUUUUUUUUGGUAAAAAAUGUUAAGUCCAUUACUCACAAACACACACACUCACGCGCAAGCCACAGAACAAUUAAAAAUACUGAACGAGGCGAAAAGUAAGCACACAUAUUGUGUCGUAUGAUAAAAUCGCAUUUAAAAUUAAUUACACGAAGAUGAAAACAACAGCAAAAUACAACGAAUGUACAUUUUUGUAACCUUUUCUCGGUGCACCG
Molecule: messenger RNA, 9694 nt
Organism: Culex pipiens pallens (northern house mosquito)
Lineage: Eukaryota; Metazoa; Arthropoda; Insecta; Diptera; Culicidae
Gene: nAChRalpha1
Product: acetylcholine receptor subunit alpha-like 1
Exons: 10
Coding region: 2197-3867 (556 amino acids)
Biological process (GO): monoatomic ion transmembrane transport; signal transduction; nervous system process
Cellular component (GO): postsynaptic membrane; synapse; neuron projection
Molecular function (GO): acetylcholine-gated monoatomic cation-selective channel activity; transmembrane signaling receptor activity
Source: RefSeq, a predicted model, not a curated record